AUGUCAAGAAGAUCCUCCAAUGUGACAUCGGAAAAGAUGGGAAACGAUGUUGACCCCGGAGCUGAAGAAAUCGAAAACCGACCGCAAAUUUUCAGCAUUAACCCAGAUGAAGAGACAAAGGUUGUCCGAAAGCUCGACGCCGUCAUCAUGCCCCUGAUGGCCGUUGUGUACUUCUUUCAGUAUCUCGACAAGCAGUCGAUCAACCAGGCUGCCAUUUUCGGACUUCGGGAGGAUCUCCGCCUCACAGGAGAGCAGUUUUCCUGGGCUGUAUCUCUUUUCUAUCUCGGACAGCUGUGUUCAGAGUACCCUGCAGCUUUCUUGUUAUCACGGCUGCCGAUCGCUCUCUACGUUGGCAUCACCAUUGUUGUUUGGGGUGGAGUAAACAUGUGCCUCGCGGCUGUGCAUGACUUUGCAGGGCUUGCGGCCACAAGAUUCUUCUUGGGUUUCACCGAAGGUACUGUUUCGCCAGCUUUCAUAAUCAUUACCAGCAUUUGGUACAAGAGGAAUGAGCACCCUAUUCGAGUUGCGACCUGGGUCUCUAUGAAUGGAGUCUCCCAGAUUGUUGGCGCACUCCUGAUGUAUGGUAUUGGGCAAGGGAACCUACAACUCGCUGCUUGGCGCGCUCUCUUUCUCAUCUGCGGGGCUUUGACAUCUGCUGUCGGACUCAUCUUCAUCUUCAUGAUGCCUAGGGAUACCACAACAGCCUGGUUCCUCAGCCCUCGCGAACGAGAAAUUGCAACUCAGAGAUUGGCAAUUGAUAGGGCCACUCGAGAUCGUGCCGAGUUCAACAAAGCUCAAGUUCGCGAGGCUCUCAUGUCGCCCAUGACUUGGAUCUACUGCUUGAUUGCACUAUGUAUUACACUGACAACCCCAAUCAUCAAGUUCAAUGCCACUGUUAUCAAUGGCUUCGGCUACUCGAAAUUUCAGACCAUGUUGGUGGGCAUGCCUGCGGGGGCAGUCAACACCACAACAGUGUGGGCCAGUGCCCUUAUUCCACGCUGGCUUCCAGGAACGAGGGUUUAUACUGGUAUCGGGUUGUGCAUCGUGCCCUUGCUUGGUGCAAUUCUCCUGAUGACUCUACCAGCCAAAGGUGCUGAGUGGGGUAUUGUCGUCUCAACUUGGCUUGGUGGUUGCAGUUCAGCCCUGCUGAGUACUGGAGCAAGCAUCAUCGCAAGCAACGUCAAAGGAAAUACCAAGAAAAGCAUUGUGUCAGCAGCCUUUUUUGUGUCGUAUGGCGUGGGCUGUAUCGUGAGCCCACAAGCAUGGACGCAGGACGAUGCACCACGAUACCGGAAAGGGUGUAUUUUGAGCAUUGCGGCGAUGGUGUGUCUCAUCUUGACGUUUGCUGGAUACGUUGUCAUUGUGAAAGCGAAGAACAAGAGUCGAGAUGCCAAGGCUGAUGUAGGGCAGUCUGAGUACUCAGCGGAUAUUUCGUGGAAUAGUGACCAGGCUGGAGUAGACGUGGACUCCGACUUGACGGAUGUUCAGGACAAAGGUUUCCGGUACACCAUUUGA
Messenger RNA from Colletotrichum gloeosporioides, 1515 nucleotides. RefSeq names its product putative transporter. The record is from RefSeq and is a predicted model, not a curated record. The transcript is spliced from 4 exons. Gene Ontology annotation, biological process: allantoate transport; dipeptide transport; tripeptide transport. Bases 1 to 1515 code for a protein of 504 amino acids. Lineage: Eukaryota; Fungi; Ascomycota; Sordariomycetes; Glomerellales; Glomerellaceae. Gene Ontology annotation, cellular component: plasma membrane. Gene Ontology annotation, molecular function: dipeptide transmembrane transporter activity; allantoate transmembrane transporter activity.